AAUAUUUUUAGAUGAACAUAGCAGUCUUUGUUCUGCUAUUUCAGCUCUUUGAUAUUGUGAGAUUGCAAGACGGCUGCUUGAGAUGCUCAGAACGUGUAACAACCUCAUGUUUUGCUUCAUGUGAUGAGAAAUUAAGCAUAGCUCUGAAAGGAUCAAUAUACCAGUUCCCUAUCACAGAAAGCAUUGACAGCACCCUCAGUUCCUUAAAGUUUGAGGGAACAAGUUUUAUCUCGUUGGCCAGUAACGCAAAGACAAACUUACUUUAUCUGUCGACUGAGGACUCUAUUUAUAAAGUGCUCACCAGCUCUGAUGACGACCGACCUGUAAAAGAACUUGUUUCCACCAACUCAAUACACCACCCCACUGGUAUUGAUAUAGACGUCUCCACGGGAAACAUUUACUGGACAGAUCACUCUAUAUCCACCAUAUACGUCACCGAUGGUACGAAUAAAAGGACACUUCUAGUCCGUCCUCCUGACAACCUCCCGUUUGAUCUGGUGGUGGAUCAAACCAGGGGAGGGUUCUUCUGGACGGAGCCCUACAGCGGUAAUGUUAUGUUCGCUGGACUAGAUGGUACGGGAAUUACAGUUGUUGCUGCAGGCUUGAGCUUUCCGUCUGGGAUAUCGCUCAACCCAACUGGUAACCUGGUUGUUAUGACGCUGGGAGAAGAUUCAAACGCUCCUGAUACCAUUCUGACAAUAUCUCCAUUCUGCGGACCAGAGGACUGUGUGGGAAGUAAGAUGCAAGUACCAGGAUCACGACCACCUGUAACCAAGCUGGCUUACCUGGCUUGUUUACCUGAUGGAGGAGUUGUUACUGCUCAUGUUGCUUCUGGGGGAGAGGAGAAUGGAGUACUGAUAACACGAUUUGAGAGCUCUGGAAUGAUAAUCCAACAGCCUCUACAGUUCAUGGGCUUGGAGCUAGAAGACAUCCCAGCAGUAUCAGUAUUCAGUUACCAGCUGACCCCCCUGCAACCUAACCCAUGUGACAGCACAACCUGUGAGUUCCUCUGUGUGACCAGCUCUAACAACGGCACCACAAGUCCAGUGUGUCUGUGUCAGGAAGGUAACCAUGUGGAUGUGGAGACUGGCACGUGCACUAAGGGUACACAGACUCUGCUCUAUACUGACCAGCUGAGUGUUGUUAUUGUGGACUUGGAGUCUCAACAGGAGUCUGUGUUAGGACUUGGAGACGAUCUGAUGCAAGUAGGAGUUGGUAUAGACUACGAUCAGUUGACUGACACUGUGUACUGGAGUGACAUCAGAUAUUCUCAAAUAGUGAAGGUUGAAGCAGGAGCGAGUCCUGUUAUAGUCAGAGAAAAUGUUGGACAACCCUCAGGUUUGAGUAUAGACUGGAUAAGCAAGUACAUCUACUUUGUUGACGAUAUCAGUAACUCACUGGUAGUUAUCACAAACGACGGAAGUGAGAUAGCGACCCUCGCUACAUUCGGGGACAGUCCCAGGAGUGUCAAAGUGGACCCAAUAAACGGGUACGUAUUCUGGAGUGACCGGGGAGUUAGCGCUCGGAUUAUCCGGUCUAAACUAUCUGGAGCCAACCUCACUGUUCUAGCUAACCUCACCGAAUCAGGAAGUCAACCUAAUGGAAUUGCACUGGACAUGCCUAACAAGAUAGUCUAUUGGAUUGACGCGUACACCGAUCAGAUCAUGGCUACAGGGUAUGAGGACGGCGUGGUAAGAGAAGUGAUACAACUCUACGGGAGUCAGGGGUUUAGUCUCUCCAUCCUAGAUGGGUACUUCUAUUGGAGUGACUGGCAGCAGAAGAGAAUUGGGAAGGUUCCGAUAGAUAACAGUACAGAAGCAGAAACUGUGGUCACCAGCUUUGGCAUUAUAAUGGACAUCGUUACUUACGGGGAAACGUUUACUCUGGGAGUUACAAACGCGUGUUCCCCAAAGAAUCCCUGUUCACAUUUCUGUUACAAUACCGGAGAUCUCACCCAGCUGUAUACUUGUGGCUGUUCAGAUGGAGUGAAUAUAGAUCCCACCAAUCGUAACACAUGUGAAAAGUCACCAUGCGAGGAGGGUAACGGAGGCUGCGAGCACAGGUGUACCCUGUCUGAGGAUAGACAGGCUGUGUGCCUCUGUGAUGACUUCUACGAAAAGGUCAAUGGGAAGUGUGUAGAGAGUUACCUGUUACUUGCCACUAAACAUAAAAUCUGGAAAGUGUCCCCGCUGGGAGAUUCUGCGCACCAGCAAACAUCAGUUGCUGUACAGGGUAAAGUGGUUGCCCUGGACUUCGACAGUAAAAAUGGUCGGAUAUUCUGGACAGACACGCUGGUUGAUGCCAUAUUUGCUGCCAGUAUCGACGGUAACUCAUCUGUUAAAAUAGUGGACCAAGGACUACAGACACCUGACGGUAUAGCCUACGAUUGGGUUACUGAUACUGUGUACUGGACUGAUAUGGGAACUAAAAUGAUUGGAGCGACAAAAUCGGACGGCAGCUACUCUAGAGUUGUCCACUCUUUUGCGGAAACAGACAAACCUAGAGCUUUGGUUUUGGAUCCCAAGAGAGGUAAGAUGUACUUCACUGACUGGGGUUCUAAGAGUGGGAUCUACUCGGCUUGGUUAGACGGUUCCAAUGUUACACAAAUAGAGAGCGGCAAUAUCUCCUGGCCCAACGGUCUCACCAUCGACAGGGAUAACCAGGUUCUAUACUGGGUGGACGCUAAAGAGGAUGUAUUGGAGAGAGUGGACACGGACGGAAAAAACAGAAAACUGCUCACCUCCUUCACUCUUACACAUUCCUUCGCACUUACCUUCUACAGAGACAGAGCUGGUGAAGGAGCUGGAGACAAGAUACUGCUAACUGACUGGAAACACAAGGCUAUACUGCAAGUCUUAUUGUCUAACACAGAGACGAACAGUACAGGAUACAGAAUGUAUUCGGACGCUUCUCAAAUGUUCUCACAGGACCAACCCUUUGAUAUUCACUGGUACUCCGCCUCCACACAAAUUGAUACCAACGACUGUGGUACGAAUAACGGGAACUGUUCACACUUCUGUUUUUACACCCCGGAGCGGGUGCAGUGUGCGUGUCCCCAGAACAUCCAGCUUCAGGAGAACGGGAGGGACUGUGUCCAGGACCCUUGUGGGCAUGAUAACGGGGGCUGCCAGCACACUUGCAGUAUAUCUGAAGGUGGAGAGGUAGAGUGUGCAUGUAGAGACUGGUACAAACCCGACCCUAACAACUCUUCACUCUGUGUAGAGAGCGAACUGUCCAUGUUUGUGUUGGAGAGGAGCUCUCUUCAGAAGAUAUCACUCGAUACUAUUCCACUCCAUAGAAAAGUUGUGGACAUUUCACCGGCGAUAUCAAGUGGAGUGAGUCUGGAUAUAGACUUCAGAGCAGGACGAUUGUUCUGGAGCGACUCUAUGCAAGAUACUAUCUCCUCUUCUAAUUUGGAUGGGAGUGAUAUGAGGGUGAUUAUGUCUGAUCUUCAUGUUCCAGACGGUAUAGCAGUAGAUUGGGUGGCUAGGAAUAUCUACUGGACAGACACCGGACCAGAUCACAUAUUUGUUGCAAAGUCAAGUGACGGGAGUAACAAAGCUACCCUGAAAAUAACCGGUUUAGACAGACCCCGGGCAAUUCUGGUAUCUCCUCUUGACAGGUAUCUGUUCUGGACUGACUGGGGGACUAACGCUGCAGUAGGACGAGCUGCUAUGGACGGGACUGACCAGGUUCUACUGGUUACCACGGGACUAGGCUGGCCCAAUGGACUUGCCAUGGACUAUGAGACGAAGAAACUGUACUGGGUUGAUGCACUGGAGGAUACUAUAGAGAGUGUAUCAAUAAACGGAGAGGACAGAAGAGUUGUUUCUUCUGAAAACAUUCAACACCCUUACGGAUUCCACUAUUUUGACGACAGUUUGUACUUUACCGACUGGACCUCACAGUCAAUAAAAAAGGGAAACAAGAACGGCACAAACAUUACAAGUUUAAUGUCCUUCGGAACGGCUCUCAUGGAUCUCACAUUCUUAUCUCCAGAUCAUCAGAUGCCAGGACCUUGUUACCGUGAAGGAGAGCCAGUUGCUGAUCACGACAUUCUACACAACACUUUCUACAUCGGGUUCCAGGGGUCCCCCGCUAAAGUCAACUUUAGUGUUACAUCUGACAAUGUAGAGCAGCACCUCCAACUGGUGAUAUCAGGAGGCUCGCUCCAGCUCUUUAACCGGGACAGUAACGAACCACAAAACACCGUCACCUUCCCCGCUCAGAUCUACCCGGGAAACGACAUGGACUACGUCAAAUACUUCUAUAUCACGCAUGGCGUAUGUUACUCGCGACACGGCACCACCUAUCUUGCUGGAUACACUACAGGGAAAAGGAGGGGAUACAGGAACCUAGAGGCUGCUAAACUCGCUUGUCAGACUUAUACUGACUGCAGCGGGGUCACAUAUGAGCGGGACCAAAAGAAGCUAUACAAGUUCACACUGCGAUCGGGCAGAGAGUUGUUUCCCAGUGUUGCUAACGAGAUAUCCUGGUUGCAGACGCUGUGUCCCAACGGGAAAAGUGAAACUCUAACUAUUGGGAAAGGAAAAGUGUCCGGUGAACACAAGCUCAUUGAACUCACUGGAUCCCUAGCUCAUACUAUUAAUCACGCUGAAGCGUACCCUUCACCUGGUGCCAACACCUGGUUGUGUCCGGGUACCUUGUCCCCCUGUGGUGUAGAUAACGGGAAUUGUGUGGGACUGUGCCUGGUAAACCCCACCGGGAGGAGCUGCGCUUGUGAUGGUGAUCUGGACCCUCUCGGCAUCAAGUGUGUAAAACACAAACAUCUGCUGCUAUCAGUUACUAACAGCCUGAUACUCUUCGAGUUGGGAGGAGAUUUAGAAACUGCUACUCUUAUGGACCAGAUAGUGCAGGAUGAGAGUCUGAUAGCCAGCAUUGACUUCAUCUACACUCGAGACACCGACUCCGCCAUGUCAGAGAUGAUGCCUACAGACCAGAUUAUAUGGGCAGAGCCAAACUACAGAGCGAUACGUGCAGCCGGAGUGGACGGUUCUUCACCUCAUGACUUCAUCAGACAAGGGUAUCAGCUAAAGAGAGCCCUGUUUGACGGCUCUGAUCCUCAAGUGUUUCUCACCAUUGGUGGUGGAAUUAUAACGAGUGUAGGAUAUGACUGGGUUAACAAGAUAAUCGUCUGGCUGGACUCUAUGUUGGGGAUAUUCGUGUCCUCUCUUGACGGGCUACACAGAGUUAGUGUGUAUGUGGACGUGGAACAAACUGGAUAUAUAGAGACAAUAUUGAGCAACGCAGAAAGUCUUGCUGUCAACCCUUAUAGAGGAGAGGUGUAUUGGACAGUGUUUGAUUACACCGGAGGAGACAAGGGAGGAGUGUACUCUCUUCUCCUCCGAUUCGGGGCUACUCCUCUCAAGUUAACUACUCGCACUGUGGUCGAACCCAGGAGUUUGGCGGUGGACGUGAGAGAGUCCGUCUUGUACUACAGUUACCAAGAGAGUGGUGACUACUUCAUAUCUGCUCUGGAUAUCAGUGGUGGUAGUAACCAUGGUAACGAGAUUAUGAACUUUAUGUUACCAACCAACAUGGCUGCUACUAAGAUAGACGUCUCCGGAGAUCUACUGUACGUGAUAGACUCCUCCGAUGUAGUGACUUUGAACAAGUACACAGGAGAGAAGGUUGGAACGCUCACUGUACAGUUUGAGAGUAUGUUAACUGGUAUUAAGGUGGUGCACAAAGAUCAGCGUCCUAAAGGGAUACUAGAAAGGUCGUGUGCGAGUGACACUAAAAUGCUUUCUUGUCCUGUGUCUGGAGGAACUAUAACUAGAGUCACUGCUACCAUCCUUACCUCACCCCAUAUCAGCACGUGCGGAACUGGUACGAGCACGUGCACAGAAGACAUCACAGGACAGAUCAGUACAAUGUGUGUUGGGGCGUCUACCUGUAAUAUCACACUAAAUGGAAGUGUGGGAGAGUGCACUGGUGCCCCAGGACAGGUGCUGGAAGUAGUUUGGGAGUGUGAUAACGGUAACACAGCAUGUGAUAGAGCCGGUUACUGUGACAACGGACUCUGUAUCGCAGACUCAGUCUCCAACACUCCUCACUGUCUGUGUGAUGAGAUGUUAUCUUUCAAUGAGACUACUGGUCUUUGUUUCCAUGAGGACUACGAGGUAGUAAUAUCACUGUACGGUAGACUAGCUAGAUACUACUCAGAGGACAAGAUAUCUGCUACCAUCGAGGGCCUUAACGUGCUGCCAGGGAGAGCCGGAGGGUUCAGCCUCAUAGCUGCACGUGCAAAUAACGUGUACUGGUGGAAUAACGUCACACGUGCACUUUACAGCGACACGACACUAUCUGAUGAGGAUGCUGCCACAGUUAUUGCUGAGAACGUGUCUGUCAGCUCGGUGGAGGUGGACACCUCAGGUCAGGUCUGGGUGGUGACGUCACCUUCAGGUGGUGAUUCCUACAACACAAUCCAAGUUUACAUGCCUGGAUACCACGCUACCAUCUACACCAGUCCUGGCUCGACUCUGUCACAUUUGCGGUUGGCUCCCUCUCUCGGACUCAUGUUCUUUGUAGAACACACCCCAGAUCAACUGGUCGUGAAGAAAAAGAACAUGGAAUAUGGCUUAGCUGCUGACACGAUAUUCACACAACGCAAUGGAGGCUCCAUAAACUGUAUGGCAGUCGAUAAAGUAGAUAACAAACUGUACGUUGUGCAGAGUUUCGGUGUUAUCAAAGUGCUCGACUUCGAAGGAAGAGAGAUCGACCACAUCAGCACUUCAACAAUAACCAACUCUACCAUUUCCUCCAUCACCAUCCCCCAAAAGUUUGUAGUGUUAGGGACAAGUGAGGGUGUGUAUCGGAUAAGAAAGACAGGUGACCUUGUAAAGGCCCUGUUUAAAAGUGCUAACGGGUCCCCUCUCACUGUGCAGCUUGCUGUUGCUGCUUCAAAUCAAGAAGAGUUGGCGGCGUGCCAGAAGUGUCCCUACUUCUGUAUCCCUGGUGAGGCGGCCACUGUGUCCUGUCUCUGUCCUGAUGGUUACCCUCAAGAUCCCCUUACUAACGGAUGCAACGGGUUAUGUAUGGUAGAUAACGGAGGCUGUAGUCACGUGUGCAAUGUUACUGUUACUGAUGCUCAACAGGGAGUUUCUUGCUCCUGUCACUCGGGUUACUUCCUCGCUGCCAACGGCAAGGACUGUAUCGAGUCAGAAGAUUUCCUACUGGUACGUGUGGAUGGUAAUCUCUACAACUACAAGACUGACAGUACCUCGGAGAGUGGCCAGCCUGUUCCUAUACUUCUGGGGUUGUCACAUUUUGACCUUGACUAUGAUCGAAGGGACACAUUCUGGUACAGCACAGUUAAGGAAGCUAUUGUCAGAGGCAAUUCCUCCAGAAACGAUAUAAUCCACAAAGAUCCUAAUGUGACUGACGUGACGAGUAUAGCGUACGACUGGGCUGCUGACAAUGUUUACUUCAUCGAGGGCUCUGCAAGAUCAAGAAUUGGUGUUGCUAGCAGUAAAAAAGCAGUGUCCAAGAUUCUCAUAACAUUUGGACUGAACAGAGCCAGUUUUCUACAAGUUCAUCCUAGUGCUGGAUUGUUGGUGUACACUACAUAUAACGGGGAGGAGUAUGAGAUAGAGAUGGCUGAUCUGGACGGGGAUAACAGGGUGUCAUUGUACACUCUAUCUGCUGAACCACAAGGCCUGGCUCUCGACACAGACACAAACAAGUUAUAUUGGACGCUAGCUGACUCAACCCAAAUCAUGUCGGGUGAUCUGAACAGGACUGACCCUGUCUCCUUCAUGACUACUGUCUUCAACCCUACUAAAAUAACUGCGUACGGUGACCACGUUAUCUGGCUUGAAACUGACGGGCGACUUUGGACGUUUAAACCCGCUGGAGGAGUAGUGAAUAUCAACAUCGGCAAUGUUGUCCAGGGUCAAAGCAUUGACAUCAAACUAUACACCCCUCUAAAAUUCGCAGCUGGUAACGGUUGCGGGGGAGAUAACAAUGGGUGCGAAGAGUUCUGUUUCGGGAAACCAGACGAGAGCCCGGCUUGUGGCUGUGGGGGGACAGUUCCUCUCAGUACUGAUCAGAAGAGUUGUGGAGCUGACCCUCUUCUUCUUGUUUCCGGAACGAACAAGGUAAUGGCUGUUAACAUAAAAACCAGACAAGCUCGAGAAGUACUCAGUGGUCUUACUCAGGCUGUUAUCGUGGAUUACGACCUGCAGGAUCAGAAGUAUUAUUGGACGGAUGUCAAGGACAACAAGAUAUACAGAUCGGACAUGACGGGGGAGAACAGAGAGGUUGUCGUUGAGAACGGACUUGUGACACCUGACGGAAUGGCAGUUGACUGGAUAAACAGAAAUCUGUAUUGGUCAGACUCGUACACCAGCAGGUUUGAAGUGGCCACCUUAGACGGAGAAUAUCGCCGAUCUUUCUACAUUGAUCGUCUCAGCAAACCGAGGGGUAUUUGCGUGGAUCCCAUAAAUAGCUAUCUCUACUGGGCUGACUGGGGAACUUUCCCGUUUAUCGCGAAGAUGGAGCUUGAUGGAACUAAUAUGGAGGUGUUAGCACAACAAGGACUUGCCUGGCCAAACAGUCUCAGUAUUAACUUGGAGACUGGUCAGUUGAUAUGGGUUGAUGCCAGCAGAGAUCUUAUCGGAAUGAUGAAUGUUGAUGGGACAGAAAUGCAGAUUUUGUCCUCAACACACGUCGAACACCCCUUCUCGAUCGACCAAUAUCUGGGGACCAUAUUCUGGAGCGACUGGUAUAAGAAGAGUGUGAUGACAUGGGAUUACCCCGAUGGAACUCCCGACAUGUUCCUUCCUACUGAAGAUGAGUUACAACACGGUAUUAAAGUUGUGCACUCCUCCCGGCAACCAACAGGUAUAAAGACAGGCUGCACCUCAAAUAACGGAGGCUGCACACAUCUGUGUUUUGCAAAACCAGACCUGACGAGAGUGUGCGGGUGUACUUCUCACUUUGUGCUCAACGAGGAUGGGGUCACGUGCAUUGAGCCAGAUCACAGACUGCUCAUAGCACGUGGUCAGGAAUUAUUGCACGUGGUACUGGACCCCACUGACGUCACCAACGUCCUUUCUCAAACCGUACUUCCUAUUGGCAACGUUACCGGCAUCGUCGCUUUCGACUUUCACAUCGUUCAGAAACGGUAUUAAAUUUCGAGUUGCGCAACACUUUGAUUUCUAUUAUCCAUAUUUCAUUUAUUACUCAACAAAAUGAGACCUCGGCUGAUAUCUUUAUCUCCUGGGAAUUGAACCCUAAAAUAUGAUACCCAAUUUGUGACGUUAUGACCCAACAAAUUAUCAAUCAUAAGCUAGUCAUUACUCAAUAAAAAUCAUUUGGAAAUUGCUACCUU
Messenger RNA from Bolinopsis microptera, 9355 nucleotides. RefSeq lists its product as uncharacterized. The transcript has 79 exons. The coding region runs from base 12 to 9155 and encodes 3047 amino acids. NCBI's taxonomy places the organism in Eukaryota, Metazoa, Ctenophora, Tentaculata, Lobata, Bolinopsidae. The record is from RefSeq and is a predicted model, not a curated record.